Mesorhabditis belari is the source of this 699-nucleotide messenger RNA. Lineage: Eukaryota; Metazoa; Nematoda; Chromadorea; Rhabditida; Rhabditidae. The record is from the annotation of a GenBank genome assembly.
AUGGAUACCUUCACCUGCAUGCACUGCCACAUGAUCGCUGCCGAGAGUGUUAUAUACGUGUGUGUUGCCCAUCUCGAUAAAGCGACUACAGAGGAAUUACUUCGUAAGACACUCGCUUGUGCCCAAUGCUUUCUGCAUCACCACUGGAAGUGUUGUGCCAGCAAAAAACCACUCACAUUUGCUGAUUUUGUGAAACAUGCAUCUUCCAAGCGCGCCAUCGAAAAUUUCGAGCAAUGUCAAAAUGCCUUCAAUAACGUGAUCGACGAAUUCAACGAUCUCAAAAAGGGACUGAAUGGAAUUUCUGCGAAUCCGUCUCAAGCGCCGAUCGAUUACGAUGUUCUGUGUCGUGGAUUUCGCGAUGUGAAAAUGACAUUUGAUGAAGCGUGUGUGCGGAUGCUUACGCACAAAAAAAGGAUUCAGAUGAUGCUUCAAGAGAGUGCGCCAAUGAACGAGCAAAAACUGGCUUCCGAGGUGUUUCGGAAACAAGACGUCAAUCACAACACAGUUGAGAGUACGCCAGCCAUACCAAGUCGCUUCUCUCCUCGUGCCGCGGUAGCUGCUAUGAAGAUACGGCAAGCUGAUCCUGAAACACUGAAAAUCACGUUGGACGCCGAAGAAGAAAUCGAAGAAAUCGAGUCGACGAGUAAACAAGCUCCCUCCGGCGCUGGCAAGUUUUCGAACUACUUCCGCAAGCUGCCA